CACCGGGCCAGGCGGGGCGUUCACAAGGACUCGGCGCGGAGCCCCAGCCAGGGGCGAGCUUCGCAGGCUGCAACAGCAAAGGGGGCGCCCGUCCCCCGUCGCUGUCGCGUGCUGGAGACCGGGGACGUCAGCGCGCGGACCGACUGAGUUACUGACCGACCGCCCGGAGGCACACCCCGCUCCACCCCACCCGGGGCGCCGGCGCCGCCCCCCCGCCCUCCCCGCCCGCUAGCCCCCGGCCGCCCCUUCCUUCUCCACUUCUCCGCCUCCGUCUCUUCGGGGCUCCCGUGGCGCCACGCCUGUGCCAUCCCCUGGCCCAAGCCGGGCGUCUUGGCUCCCUGCAGAUCUCUCCCCAGAGUCCGGGGGGGGGACGUUUCGUUCUAGCGGCGGAGCGCAGCCCCUGUGCGGGGGCGCUAUCGGUGCCCGGGGAGCUUCUGCCCAGAGGACGGGGGAUGCGAAGGGCUUCCUUCCUACGGUCCCUUUCUCAGUCCCGUUGAGUCUGGCCUAAUCAAAGACUGAGGUUAUGAAGUCGAUCCUAGAUGGCCUUGCAGACACCACCUUCCGCACCAUCACCACAGACCUCCUCUAUGUGGGCUCGAAUGACAUCCAGUACGAAGACAUCAAAGGCGACAUGGCAUCCAAAUUAGGGUACUUCCCACAGAAAUUUCCUCUGACAUCCUUCAGGGGCAGUCCCUUCCAAGAAAAGAUGACUGCAGGGGACAGUCCCCAGUUGGUCUCAGACCCAUCGAACCUUACAGAAUUCUACAACAAGUCCUUGUCAACCUACAAGGAAAAUGAAGAGAACAUCCAGUGUGGGGAGAACUUCAUGGACAUGGAGUGCUUCAUGAUUCUCAAUCCCAGCCAGCAGCUGGCCAUCGCCGUGCUGUCCCUCACCCUGGGCACCUUCACGGUGCUGGAGAAUCUGCUAGUGCUCUGUGUCAUCCUCCACUCCCGCAGCCUCCGCUGCAGGCCUUCUUACCACUUCAUUGGCAGCCUGGCUGUGGCAGAUCUGCUGGGGAGUGUCAUAUUUGUCUACAGCUUCGUGGACUUCCACGUAUUCCACCGCAAAGACAGCCCCAAUGUGUUUCUCUUCAAACUGGGCGGGGUCACAGCCUCCUUCACCGCCUCUGUCGGCAGCCUGUUCCUCACAGCCAUUGACAGGUACAUAUCCAUCCACAGGCCGCUGGCCUAUAAGAGGAUUGUCACCAGGCCCAAGGCUGUGGUGGCUUUCUGCCUGAUGUGGACCAUAGCCAUUGUGAUCGCUGUGCUGCCUCUCCUGGGCUGGAACUGUAAGAAGCUGAAAUCUGUGUGCUCAGACAUUUUCCCACUCAUCGACGAAACCUACCUGAUGUUCUGGAUCGGGGUCACCAGCGUGCUGCUGCUGUUCAUUGUGUAUGCAUACAUGUACAUUCUGUGGAAGGCUCACAGCCAUGCGGUCCGCAUGAUUCAGCGUGGAACCCAGAAGAGUAUUAUUAUCCACACAUCAGAGGAUGGCAAGGUACAGGUGACCCGGCCAGACCAAGCCCGCAUGGACAUUAGGCUGGCCAAGACCCUCGUCCUGAUCCUGGUAGUUCUGAUCAUCUGCUGGGGCCCUCUGCUUGCGAUCAUGGUGUACGACGUCUUUGGGAAGAUGAACAAGCUCAUUAAGACGGUGUUUGCCUUCUGCAGUAUGCUCUGCCUGCUGAACUCCACCGUGAAUCCUAUCAUCUACGCUCUGAGGAGCAAGGACCUGCGACACGCCUUCCGCAGCAUGUUCCCCUCCUGCGAAGGCACCGCGCAGCCCCUGGACAACAGCAUGGGGGACUCGGACUGCCUGCACAAGCAUGCCAACAACACAGCCAAUGUCCACAGGGCUGCGGAGAGCUGCAUCAAGAGCACGGUCAAGAUCGCCAAGGUGACCAUGUCUGUGUCCACAGACACCUCCGCUGAGGCUCUGUGAGCCUGAGGUCUCCCUGGCAGCACUGGAAAAGAAUUUUUUGCCGCUCUGCUCUUUCUCUCUGUCUCUCUGUCUCUCUGUCUCUCUGUCUGUCUGUCUGUCUCUCUCUCUCUCUCUCUAGCUCAAAAUCUAGAAGAGUGUGUUGUCUCAUCGGUUAUAUUUUUUAAGUUUACCAUGCUCUGUGAAAAAGUGACAGUCACCAUGCUCAUUUGUCAUUCUGCUGAUCUAUCAAUAGUUUAGGUACUCUAACUCUGUGCUCCAAGGGUUUGCAGUAAAGAAAGCUAAGGGUUUGCAGUAAAGAAAACUUGUUGCUUCUGUGACUCUGUGGUCCUUCCAAGUCUUAGUUAAAUAAGAGGGAAACCUUUGGCUACUCAAUUUCAAGUCUUAAGUACCCAUAGAAAAAUGCUAUCAAGUGAGCAAUGCUUUGGUAACCACAUCUUUCAUUAUGAUAUGUAUCUGUCUAGUAGGAGAGAUGUCCAUUUUUAUAAUAGUGAUAAUACUAGAGAUAUUUUGUAAGAUGUACUGUGUCCUGUGAGUUGUGUAUCAGUGUCUUCCCUGUAUUAUUUCUGUCUAGUUUAGCAAAACCAAAAGGUGGACUUCGCUGCAAAAAUUGGAGCACAGCAAUGGGUAUGUGCCAGUGGACCACUUUCGAUAAAAACACUUUAGAAACCCUAGUAGUUCUUGAAAUGUCUGUUAAAAUUGACACUGAAGGAACCAUGAAGUUUUAUUUAUUUUUUUCUGUUAACACGAGAAGAAUUUGAAGAUGAUCUAAAGUACUGAGUUGAGUUCACUGACACUUCGAAAGUUGCUAGUCCUGUGUUUGCAUAGGAGGACAUAUAUUAUCUUCUGGACUAUUGCUGUUCUGUGAGGGUAUUAGAUUUUAAUUAGAAAAGAAGAGGAAAAGCAUAUUGACUUUUUAGGCAGACAUCUGUGACUUUCCAUAGUUGCUAGCUAUUCCUGGACCUCUUAUAACAGCAUGUGUCAGUCUUCGUGUAUAUUGUUUUCACUGUGUAGUUGCUGUUGACUUGAAGAGUAUUGCAUUCCUAUAUUCCAGGUAUAAGUAGAUUUUAUGCCCGGGUGGCCAAACAACAGUCUUUCUUCAUUCUGUUCUUGGUUACAAAGAUGUAUUGUCUGGAUCAGUAAAGUUGUAUCAUGUUUGAAUGUGACUAUAAAUGUGUGUAUGUGUGUGUUUCUAUCUUGUAACUGUUGCAGUAAUGUCAUAAAGAAAACUGUGACCAAGUGUAAAUUCUACCACUUGCUUAAAUCUUGUACAUGAAUUCAGUUUCAAAAGUUGAGUUCUUCCAGAAAUCUUGUUGAUUAACAAUUCUGACCAUAGCCGUUCAGACAAUCUGCUUCUCUCAGCGAUGGGGCCAAGGAUUGCUAAGGACUUUUAAGAUCAGUGUUUACCAAGGAAUCAUCAGUGGCAGGAUUCCAGUAAAGGUUUGUAUUUACAGUGUCACUGUAGGGAAAUGAGAGUGUGUAGGUUUGUCAAAACCUGAUAUGGAUCAAGUUCAUGGAGAUGGAGGCCAUUAAAAUGUAGUUCUAGAAACUCAGUACAAGAACAGUCUUCAACUGUGCAUGUAGGUAGUUUGAAUCCCAAUUUAAGUAGCACUAUAGACAUCAUGCUACGUAGGAAUACCAGAUCCUGGCCAUGUGGCUAAUGAGGCUGAAUCAGACAGUGAGUGAGACAGAAAAGGGCAGUGAAGAGCAGCACACUUGGGAUUGAGGCCUGGGUAACAUAUGCUGCUUCUGUGCUUUUCCCAGAUGCCUCUGGUGACAGCCCAGCACCCAGCUUUGUCUACAUGAGAUUGGGCUAAGGAAUACGUUUCUCCUCUGCUCCCUUAGCAAGAUAUGCAAAAGCAUAAAGAUGAUCAUGGCUUUGCUUUCUUUGGAUACCCCAGUCUCAUACUCAGAGCCAUGAAUACUCAGAAUUGGGUCAUUUUUCCAGCAAGGAAAGAUAUCCUGUAAUAAGCCACUUGACGCUGACAAAUUUUGCAUUCAAACAUCUAGUCUCUAGUCCUUACAAAGAUAGAGCAUGAUUCCUGCUGGGCUCUGGGACCUGCAUAGUAUGAAGUGAAAUGGAGCAUGCAGCUACCUGGUGAUUUCUGGCUAUCCCAGUAUCCAGCCUUGAGGUGGAUGGCCAAGGUAGAUAUGGACUUGUGGGUCAAUCUACAGUCUGCCUACAGGUCCCCUCACUUUACAGAAAUACAGAUGAGGGCUCGAGGUGCUGCUGGAAGAGUAAUAUGAUCUCCAAAGAAGGGGAGACUCUCUCAACCAAGUCCUAUCCAGGGUCUAGUCUCCAUGUUUAGACUUGCCAGCCUUUGGUCCUGCAUCCUCCUGAAUCUUGGUCUACGUGUCUGAGUUCACCAGGCAGUACCAACUCUCUUCUCACAGUUAUGAAGACUCGGUAAAGAUUAUUAGUGAUAUAAAAAAAUUAGAGGAUUCCUCUUUGAAACUGUAUUUGUGUGAAUGCCAUGUAGAUUUUAUAGUGUAUUGUACUUUCAAACUUAAAUCACAUAUAAUAAAUUAAGGGACAAUGGGGCUGACAGCACUAAACGUGGUGCUUAUUGAUAUUCUAAGAAAUAUCUGUGAAAUAUCAUCAUAUAUUUUAUACAAUCUUCAUUUAAAAGUAUUAAAAUUAUUUGGGUUCACUUGGAUAUUUCUCAUAUCAGUUCCUAACCCAAGUGACUAAAGUGUUCUCCCCAAUGAAUAUCCUCAUUAGAGUUACUGUUCAUUGUAUCAUUCAUUUGCUAAUUCCUUGAGUAGAUCCAUUAAUUUAAAUAUUAUUUAGAUUUAAGUAUUUAUAAGCUCUGGCAUCAGAUUCGUCAUGCUUUCCUCCGAGGAUGCUGUGCUUGUCCUUACCAAGCAUUAUGCCAUCACUAGUCUUUAGAAGGGGCCAAAUACCAACCUGCUCUGCUGCUUCCAAAUAAUGAUGAAUCAGUUCUCACUCAGAGUUGCAUUUAGAACAGCAAUGCUGGCCCCAAGAAGCUUCAGUGGCUCAUUAUGUAUUAAAUAUAUGUAAAAGAAAGACGAAUCUGGGAGACUUGUAGAGAUAAACCUGCAACCUAGAUGAUCCCCAAGCCUCUCUGGUGUUUUGAGCAAUGUCUAUCUGGGAUGAAAUGUCAAAGAAUGUUGCCACAUUGCUAAGCUCACUCUGCAGCAAAGAGGCUCAUUCACCAGAUGAGAUUCAGGCUCCACAUGAACAAUACUCUAAUUACUGUCCUGUUGAUUAUUUCAUGCCAUUCCAUAUCCAUAAAAGAGACUACCAAUAUCAUGUGCAAAAUUAAAUUUCUCAUACCUUUAACUGUAUAUUUGUAUGAUAUUAAACAAUCUCCUAAAUGCUGGGCAAUGGCUGUUCACAAUUGUCUUGCACUGGCCUGAUGAAAUGUUAAUGAUGCCUAUUGUAACAUAGACAAAACAUUCUAUCUACUGGUUUGGGCUGAAUGUAUGUAAAUAGGUCUUAACAAAAAGUCAGAUGUGUAAGCAGUGGUUUACAAAUCAGUGAUUUUCAGACAGGAGAGUUUCUUUCCAUUGCUGUGGUAUCCUAAAACUUCUCUUCAUGUAAACUUAUGAACUAGGUCUCCUGGGGAUCAGAGUCCCCAAGAAAGAAAACUUUUCCGUGUAAUAAUAGUAAUCAAGACACCAGAUCAUCUGGAUUCUUAUUUCCAGUGUUUCAAGUAGAAAACACAACUCUUUAUUGUCUGUAAAUCUAGCAUUAUUACUUUUCCUCUUAGAAGAAUAUUGUAUUGUUAGAUGUUUGUUGAGCUGAUAACAUCCUUGCAACUGCUGUAAUACCUUUGUUAGUAAUGUGUAUAAUACUUUGUAUACAAGUACUAGUAAGAUUGUUAUUAAAUGUAGCUUCAGUCAUUAACUUACUAUAGCAAAGUAGUGCUUCUAUAACACUUACAAUGUAUUAAGCUCACAGUAUACUUUAUUUCAUUGAUGUAAUUUAACUGUGACUUAUUCAAGAGAAAUCAUCUUUCCAUGUCUACUGUCCAAAGUUACCUGGAAUCAAAUAAACAGUCUAGAUUAUCAUGAA
Molecule: messenger RNA, 5975 nt
Organism: Perognathus longimembris pacificus (Pacific pocket mouse)
Lineage: Eukaryota; Metazoa; Chordata; Mammalia; Rodentia; Heteromyidae
Gene: Cnr1
Product: cannabinoid receptor 1
Exons: 2
Coding region: 524-1939 (471 amino acids)
Biological process (GO): G protein-coupled receptor signaling pathway
Cellular component (GO): membrane
Molecular function (GO): cannabinoid receptor activity
Source: RefSeq, a predicted model, not a curated record